ACAAGGAACCAGGCAGACCACCUCUCUGAUCUACCAGGCAACUGUGAAAUGCUCAUCUGUGACUGGCUCUUUCCACUCUUCGCCUCGCUGACAGUCUGGUCCAGCUGCUUACAGUCCUGGGGUUUAAAAUGUCUCUUACUUCACUGCUUUUGAUCACCGGAGCUGUUUGCGCUUCUUCAACAACCCCAAGGCACAUGUUCCACUUCAUCUAUGGAUGCUAUGAAACAGACGAAGUGCGGGUGGACUUGGUUGUUGAUGACGACACGAUUGGAUACGCUGAUUUCACCAAACAAGAGAUGGUGUGGUGUUUACCUUAUGUGCCGCCCAGUGGCAAAGACUUGGAGAAAGAGGCUUUCAAAUUUGCCAAAAAUAGCAUUGCAAACUGUCAUUCUGUUUUGGCAAAGGCAAAAAAAGCAGAUCACGGAACACCUUUACGACAAGAGCCUCCCGACCUCUCCAUCUAUACCCGGUACAAGGCUGAGGAGGGGGUGCUCGACACUCUCUUCUGCUCGGCCAAUCAUUUCUACCCCCCCACCAUCAACUUCACAUGGACCAAGAAUGGCGCGGAGGUCACGGAGGGACUGCUAAACCUGCGUUUCAGUCACAACAAAGACGGGACGUUUCGGGGGAUCUCAACCCUGAGCUUCACUCCUCAAAGGGGGGACGUUUACUCCUGCUGGGUGAGCCAUGAAGCCUUGGAAAGACCGCGCAUCAUUACCUGGGAAUCCAGAAGACGAAGAAGUCCUGCACGGAUGUUCUUCUGUGCGAGUCUGAUUUUGUGCUUAGCUGGCAUCGGGACUGGCCUCUACUUUUUCAUCAAGAAGCCAAACUAUUGCUGUGGUUGUCAGUGAAUCGUUUGGAUCCGCCAUGCAAACCUGCAGUCUCGUAUAUAUAUUUUACUAAUCUAAGCUGAGGCUUCAGAGACACAUGCAGUUCUUUUAUCCAUUUGGGUUCUUUCACUUUGAAGAAAAAUAUUAACUAAUCAAAUAAAUAAGGAUUUUCCCGUUUUAGUUCAUUUGAGUUAUUUCAGUUUUUCUCUUUACUUUUAGAUUUCAACAUGUCAGACAGCUAAGAAAAAUGAUGGUGAAAAAAAAGGUCUUAAAGUAUAAAAUUGGAUUUAGGCUACACAUAAAGAUUUUUUUAAGUAUUGGAUUUUAUCGUUUUUUUUUUAUUUGCAAAAGGAGACAAAGGAUGACUGCACACCAAAGUCAUAUGGAUGGAAAUUGCCAUGCUUGUUAAUGUUAAUUCAAGUAAAUCUGCUGCAGCAGAUCUGUCUUAUUUGACAUGUGUGUUUUAUUCUGAAAGAAACUAGCCGGUGUCAAAAGUUUGAAUUAUAUAAAGAAUGGAAAACAUGUCACUUUCAAACUAGUAAAAAGGUACAAGCUACA
Oryzias latipes (Japanese medaka) is the source of this 1388-nucleotide messenger RNA. RefSeq names its product RLA class II histocompatibility antigen, DP alpha-1 chain. The record is from RefSeq and is a predicted model, not a curated record. Gene Ontology annotation, biological process: immune response; antigen processing and presentation. Gene Ontology annotation, cellular component: membrane; MHC class II protein complex. Lineage: Eukaryota; Metazoa; Chordata; Actinopteri; Beloniformes; Adrianichthyidae.